Brachypodium distachyon (stiff brome) is the source of this 3126-nucleotide messenger RNA. RefSeq names its product BTB/POZ domain-containing protein At5g47800. NCBI's taxonomy places the organism in Eukaryota, Viridiplantae, Streptophyta, Magnoliopsida, Poales, Poaceae. Gene Ontology annotation, molecular function: protein binding. Bases 1133 to 2812 code for a protein of 559 amino acids. The record is from RefSeq and is a predicted model, not a curated record. The transcript is spliced from 7 exons.
CCUGGACUCAUGAUGCUGCUUUUUUGGCCUAUUGGGAGCAGCGAGGAAGUCGAUUGAGCUAGCUAGCUAGCUAGCUAGUGAUGGCAAUAAUACACUAACCUCCGAUCCGCCGAGUUGUGGGGGCAGCAAGAUCCUGGACCCUCCACUCUCUCUCUCGUUGCCUGUCACCCUAUUCAAUUCCUUCACCACACAACUGCGCUUUCUCUCUCGAUCUCUCUUUCUCUCUCGCGUUGCUCAUUUUAUCUCUCAGCAAGUUGAGAGAAUCCCUUUGCGUAGGAUAUCUCUUGAUUGUCAGCAUCCCCUCCCUUCAUAUAGUACAACUUCCUCGACUCAUGGAGACCUAAACGCACCCUCUCAUCUCUCUUGACUCUAUACCGCACCAAUCCCCCUCCACAGCUCUCUCUCUCUCUCAAUAUAUACUGAGGAGGGAAGGAAUUGAUCAGGAAGAGCCUCGAAAGGCAACGCUGGGAGCAAAAUUUCUGAAUCUCAAGCUGGACGACGCAUGCGUCUGCCCGCUGUUGUUCCUGAUUAAGCCUUAAUUGUUGAGAAAAGAGAGGACAGCAAAAGGAGAGGAGGAAGAGCUACCUAGCAACUGUCAUGCUGCAUACAUGUAUGAUGGGGCCUUAAGCUUGUGGUGGUGCCUGAGGCACCCUGUCUUUGUAUUGGAUGAUGAGUGUGUACAAGUCACAUCAACACACCCUCAACAGAGAGGAAGGUGAGCCAAAUCAAAUCACAGGACCCCUAAGAUGCCACCAUGUGUGUGUGUAUGUGACUAGUUGUGAAGUCAUGCUUGCAUAAGCCCCAAGGAAAUAAAAUCACAUCAACAAUAUAUACUUGUUUUCUGAACGAUACUCUGAAGGCUGAAGGCUGUAGAGAUCUCGGAAGGACCUCACGCAACGCUAGCUGCUAUCAAGAAAGAAUACGCGCACAUCACACAGUGGAAGCUGUGGUCCUGAAAGCUCUUCUCCCUUAGAGUGUAUAUAUAUUAGUAGAGCCUUAUUGUGCCUUUUCUGUAAAGGAUGUUAAGGGCCACAUUUCCCAUGAGCUUAGGUUCAGCUUUUUACCUGGCAGACCUUAAGGUUUUCAGAGCUUCUUUUUUAAGUUCACCAAGGAGAUCAAGAAGUUUUUCACAAUGAAGUACAUGAAGCUUGGGACAAAGCCUGACACAUUCUACACCGAACAAGCUGUCAGGGUUUACUUGUGGCUUGGCAGGUCAGUAGCGUCAGACAUACCUGCUGAUCUCAUCAUACAUGUCAACAACACACAGUAUAUGCUGCACAAGUUCCCCCUCCUCCUCAAGUGCGGGCUCCUGCAGCGGCUGUGCGCGGACACGGACACGGACACGGACGAACCGGUGCCGGUGGCGCUCGACGACAUCCCUGGCGGGCCGGACGCGUUCGAGCUCUGCGCCAAGUUCUGCUACGGCAUCGCCAUCAGCGUCAGCGCGGGCAACAUCGUGGAGGCGACGCUGGCGGCGCGGUUCCUCCGGAUGACGGAGCAGGUGUGCAAGGGGAACCUGGCGUCCAAGCUGGAGACCUUCUUCGAGUCUUGCGUGCUGCGAGGGUGGAAGGACUCCAUCACGGCGCUGCGAGCGGCGUGGCGGGCGUCCGGCUGGUCCGAGAGCCGCAUCGUGCAGCCGUGCGUCGACUCCAUCGUCGAGAAGAUCCUCCUGCCGCCGUCCAAGGUGUCGUGGUCCUACACCUACACCAGGCCCGGCGGCCGGCACGCCGCCAAGCCUUCGUCGUCGUCGGUGCCCAAGGACUGGUGGACGGAGGACGUGUCGGAGCUGGACAUCGAGCUGUUCCGCUCGGUCGUCUCCACCGUCCGCGCCGCCAGGCUCCUCCCGCCGCCGCUCAUCGGCGAGGCGCUCCACGUGUACGCCUGCAAGCACCUCCCUGACCCCGCGCUCAACCUCGGCGGCGUGAUGGACGGGCACGAGGAGCUGGAGCUGGCGAAGCUGAGGCGCGUGGUGGAGACGGUGGUGACCAUGAUCCCGGGGGACGCCGGGGCCGUGACGGGGCGGUUCCUGCUCCGGCUGCUGCGGGUGGCCAACUACGUGGGCGCAUCCUCCUCCACGCGCGCGCAGCUGGUGCGCCAGGCCGGCGCGCAGCUCGACGAGGCCAGGCCGGCCGACCUUCUCAUCCCGCUGCCUGCAGCCUCAGGGUCGGGCUCGUACGACGUGGGCGCGGCGGAGGCCGUGCUGGAGCAAUUCCUGGCGCAGUCCCAGCGGCGCCGGCGGACGAGCGUCGCCAUGGACAAGGUGGUCAGGGUGUUGGACGAGUACCUGCAGACCAUCGCGCUCGUCGACGCCGGCUUCCCCGUCGCCAGCUUCGUCGACCUCGCCGGCUGCUUGCCCGCCGUCGCACGGAACCAACACGACGGCCUCUACCACGCCAUCGACACCUACCUCAAGGAACACCCUGAGCUGAGCAAGGCGGACAAGAAGCGGCUGUGCCGGCUCAUCGACUGCCGGAAGCUGUCGCCGGACGUGCGGGCGCAGGCGAUAGCCAACGACAGGAUGCCGCUGCGCACCAUCGUGCAGCUGCUCUUCGUCGAGCAGGAGAGAACCGUCAUCGGUACUACUGCUGGAACCAGCAGCAGCCAUGCUCCGCCGCCGGACAGGGCCUCCGUCUCCAGGGUCACGGCCAUAGACGAUGACGACGACAGAGAGGAGGAACACAAGUCGGACGUGCACCGCCCGCGGGGCGACCGUGCAGAGCGCCUCCAAAGGGCGGCCAUGACUAGAUCGCUGUCGGCAUCGACCAAGACGGAGGCCACGGACCACAGAGGAAGCAGGCUCAGGAACAAGUGAUCGAUCAGGCCGGCCGGUGAAUAUGCAACCAGCAUAGAAUUGAUCAUUGGCUCCCGGCCUAGUCGAUGAGCAUAUGCACCUCCAGUUCCUUGCUUCUUAUCCUCCCGAUUUGUUCAUACUUGUGAUUCUUGAUUUUUCUUUUUACUUGCUUCGACUUCAGUGCAUCCCAUUUUUUUGGUGGGAGAUGUGAGAGGGCAUCCUGGUUGAGAGGAUGUGUAGAUUUUUGUAAUUAUAAAAGGAUGGAAUAAUAAUAAUUAAGUGACCAUAUAUAAUCAUAAAAAUCUGGGCUAGCUCAGACCUCUCCCAAUGCAUAA